Molecule: messenger RNA, 3229 nt
Organism: Cladophialophora immunda
Lineage: Eukaryota; Fungi; Ascomycota; Eurotiomycetes; Chaetothyriales; Herpotrichiellaceae
Exons: 2
Coding region: 1071-2522 (483 amino acids)
Biological process (GO): protein dephosphorylation
Molecular function (GO): protein serine/threonine phosphatase activity; cation binding
Source: RefSeq, a predicted model, not a curated record
CGGCACCCACAGCCUCUCUGGUUCUCGCCCGCCCUUGGUCUUCCCCUCCCCCACAAACUUCCAGCCCAGCGCAGACAACAAGCGAUCCGAUUGAGAAGAGCAAAGAAGAGGUGGAAAGAACAAGCAAGCCGAAAGCAGAGGGCAAAGGAACAGCCCGCAAAGCAAGCCACACCCCUCAUCCAUCUUCACCACACAUCACCAGCAUCGCAAGCCCAAAUUUCAUCAUUCCCUACCUACGUUAUAUUCUCCUGCUGAGCUGCGCGCGGCGCACUGCCACCUCCAUCUUCUCAUCCUCAUCAUCUGGACCAAUAAAUUGCUUGUGCCACUCCCUUGCUACCUCGCGCUCUACACCAGUCCCUCAGGCGAGCGCUAUCACUACUGACCUCAUUUUAUCCCGCUCCUCUUGCUGCACCUAGUUCGACCACCUUGCGACGCUCGUGACUAGGCCUUACAUUGCCUCGAGUCAACCUCUUCCUCAACAACCUCCGAGACACUAACGUCAAGACCGACAUCUGCACUUGUCGGACCGCCACAUACCUGCGACUCAUCGUCUUACCCUUUAUCCUCAAGCUACCUAGUAUUCCCAGCCCUUCAAGCAGAGAUCAGAACUCGACCUGGAAGUCCUCUCUCCUGUCCUCCUUGAAGUUCCCUACCUUCGUUUCCUCAAGCACGCUCGCUCGAGACACUUCUGGUAUCCGGCCCGAGGCUCCUAGCGCAUUCCUGUCUCUUUCAAGCUGGCGGGCACAACCGAUCGGAGAACCUCCUCGGGAGGCUUUCUCAAUCGCGUCUUUGGAGGCAAGAAGGAGAAGGACACAGACUCGGAGAGCACACCCUCUCGAAUCAGCACCGACAGCAACCAAAAUGGCCCUACUUCUCCAGGUGGCACCAUCACAGUCAAGACCAACGACUUGAGCCCCAAAUCCGAAACUCGAAAGCCAGCAGAAGAGGCCUCCGCUUCGCCUACAGCCGACCCCAAGAAGCGGAGGAGCAGUAGUGCCAAAGCCAAAGAGAUCUUUACUCAGGCCAAAAACUCGUUAAUCCACGGCGACAAGGACGGGCCCCAAACACCCAUGCAGAGAUUGUCCAAGACCGAUGCCGCACUGAGCGUGCCACAAGGCUCGCUGAACAACUCGGCCGGCGAGUCGCAACCUACGCCGAACUCAUCCUUUUUGGUGGGCGUGACGGAAGACAAGAACAAGAAAUGUCGCCGCACCAUGGAAGACACUCACUCAUAUCUCUACAACUUUCUCGGCACGCCUGCGCCCGUACUCUCCUCCGACAGCUCAUUAUCCAAGAAAAAUUCCAGGGAAGAUCGGAACAGUCUCAAUACCAUCCCAUCCAAUUCUGGCCAACAUGUGGUGGAGACCGACAAUGGCUACUUUGCUAUUUUUGACGGACAUGCUGGCACCUUUGCCGCCGAGUGGUGUGGGAAGAAAUUACACGUCAUCCUGGAAGAACUAAUGCGCAAAUACCCCAAUACGCCCGUACCAGAGUUGCUCGAUCAGACAUACACCUCGGCCGACAAUCAGUUAGAGAGAUUGCCACUCAAAAAUAGUGGGUGUACAGCGAUCACCGCGGUGCUGCGGUGGGAGGACCGCGUGCCCACCAACCAUUCCGCUACGGGGUCUCAAGCUAUUGCAUCGUUGGCCGCAGCAGCAGCUAAAGAGGCGGAAAAGAAUGAGAAGAACAACGAGCCACUGAAAGACGGAAAAGACUCCACGCCGAGGUCCAACUCAACGGCUGAGGCGGCGGCAGCAGCGAUCCAAGAAGCCAAGCAAAAGGCCACGCGACAGAGAGUGCUUUACACCGCUAAUGUUGGUGAUGCUCGGAUUGUUUUGUGUCGCAACGGGAAGGCGCUUCGUCUGUCGUACGACCACAAGGGAAUGGACGAAAACGAGGGACGGAGGAUAUCGAAAGCCGGAGGAUUGAUAUUGAACAACCGGGUGAACGGGGUGCUAGCGGUGACGCGAGCAUUGGGCGACUCGUAUCUGAAAGACUUGGUCACCGGACAUCCUUAUACAACAGAGACUGUGAUUCAACCUGACCAAGACGAGUUUUUGAUCUUGGCCUGUGAUGGAUUGUGGGAUGUCUGCUCAGACCAGGAAGCGGUGGACUUGGUCCGCAACGUUCACGACCCUCAAGCCGCGUCGAAGAUACUAGUAGAUCACGCGUUGGCACGUUUCUCGACCGACAAUCUGUCCGUCAUGGUUGUUCGAUUCGAUCCGCAGAAACUACAACACAAUACCAAGAUGGAUAUUGGAGUGGAGACUGAAACAACCAAGGAUAAACUAGCGAUCAGCGAGGUGGAGAUGCUUGUGGGAGAAGCACGGCGGCAUUCCGGACUGGCUCAAGAAGGGCAAAUUUCUGAUCAGGACUCGGAAGAACUGAGGCAGUCAGUGAUCAAGGAACAGGAAGAAGAAGAUCAGGAAACGGGGCCAGAGUACACACCGGAGGGCCAGACCGAGGCCGAGAAGAUCUUGUCGGAGAAGAAAUCGGAGCAGGUGAAGCCUAGUGAAAGUUGAGUUGAUGUCUGGUGCUGUCUGGGGUAACGCAAUGAGGAGGAAUAGAUGACUUGCCUGGCACGAGAUGGGGCCAUCAAACUCCAAACACGCAUCGAAAGGCGGUGAUGCAUCGCCUAUUGCCGCCAGAAUGGAGAGCCUGCAUCAGUUAGGACACGUUGUCGAGACGAGUGUCAGAUUGAACCGGUGUGCCCAUUUCGAAUCUGUGGUCUUGGAUAGGCCAGGCCUCGAUCGGAAAUAUGUCGCCAUCCGAGACAAUCGAAGCAUUCUCAGGAUGCAUUCUAUUGUUACUUUGGGGAUGGGCUGGCCCAACAGACCAGCAGCCAACAAGCUGAGCGGUGGAGUUCUUGACAGGGGGAGAAGAAGCGCAGCAAGCAUAUUGAGGUUUUGCCCCAAAGUCUUCUCUCUCAGAUCACGGAAGAGCCUGAUCGAGUGCUUGACCGGUGUCUGGUGGGUGACUUUGAGGGAUUUCGUGAUUGAAUGAUGAUUCAAUUUGUGCACUCGGGAUGCAGGUUUUUAAGCAUUCUUUUCCUUCGUAGACACGAGCAUGGAUCAUGGGGGUGAUUGCCAUUGUGAUGGUCCAAGACCGAGACAAGGCUGAAGGGGACAGUCUAAGGGGUUUCGGAGAAAGGGAGGCGGGGAGAAGGCAUUGGCCCUUCGGGUACAGUACGAUCAGGGAGAGUCUGAAAGGGCCAACUAGGAGUAUCCAC